UUCGGCGACCAUGCUACACCAUGAACCAGUUGCCUCGAUCAACUACAUGCAAAGGACAUUGAGAGCCAAUCGAAAUAUGAAAUACAUCAUGCUUCCAUACAUUGAAAAUCAACAUUGGAUUCUUCUCGUCCUUUCUCUAUACAAAAGAACGGUAUAUGUAUUUGAUUCGCUUAGGAGAUCAGAUAGAUCCUUAGCUAUCAAGGAACCGCUGCAUACUGCAUAUACAUCAUUCCUGCUCCUUGAAGGUAUCAAGGCAACAAAAUUGUCUUGGGUAUCUAUGAAGUGUGCUCAACAAACGGGAGGAGAUGAAUGCGGCUAUUUCGUUAUGAAAUACAUGUUUCAAAUCGUCCGCUUCCUCUAUCAGGCAAAUGAUUUGAAGAAGGUAUGUAUAUGUUGUAAAUUGGUUACUUAUAUGAUUUUAAAGUUUAUUAACUAAGUUAACAUAUUUAUAGGAUUUUCCUAAAAGCGUUGAACCAUACACCAUAGAAGAUAUCAACGAAAUCAAAGAUAA
This is a messenger RNA of Beta vulgaris subsp. vulgaris (sugar beet), 511 nucleotides long. RefSeq lists its product as uncharacterized. Bases 11 to 436 code for a protein of 141 amino acids. Gene Ontology annotation, biological process: proteolysis. Lineage: Eukaryota; Viridiplantae; Streptophyta; Magnoliopsida; Caryophyllales; Amaranthaceae. Gene Ontology annotation, molecular function: cysteine-type peptidase activity; deNEDDylase activity. The transcript has 4 exons. The record is from RefSeq and is a predicted model, not a curated record.